UGCAUUAAGAGGAGGGGUCUCCCGUACCAAGAUGGCGGCUCUAUUGACGCAUACGUUCCAAUGUACUGCCCUAUACAAGGCGACAUCUAGUGUAGAUAUAUAUGCACCACAUGGAGAAAGAACACGUGGAUGAGGACGAAGAAGAAUCUUACGGGCUCCGAUUGGACAAAACAUCACACCUGACUAGGUCACGUGGUACAACCCGGAACUGUGGCUACAUGAACUCAAGGUAGCGACGCGUUGUGAACGUUAAUAAUAGUAAUAUUAAUAAUAAUAAUCGGUUAUAAACAUACAAUAAAAUGUCAGAGUCGAGUCCUGAGCUUAAUGAUUAUUUAGAGGGUAGAAUUUCCUUCGAGGAGUUCGAGAGACGGAGAGAAGAGCGAAUAAAAACAAAGCGAAAGGUCCAGGAGGAUAAAGGAGACGCCUCUGAUGAGAAUAAUGACGCUGCUCCAAACACAUCCAUGAAGAUCAGCAAAGCAAAACCUCACACAGCUGGAGCAGAAGAAGGAGUCAGCCCGAGUGUUCAUAAAGCCUUCGCCUCCAUGCUCGGGGAGGAGGAGGAGGAGGAGGAGGAGGAGGAAGAGGAGCUGGAAGAUGAAGAGGACGGGGAUUCAGAGUGGAAGGACAUCGGGGAGCACUACGCAGCAGAUGGCGGCGGUGGCGGCGGUGGCGGCAGCGGCGGUGGCGGUAGCGGCGGUGGCGGUAGCGGCGGUGGCGGCGGCGGCAGCAACGAGGUGACCCCGGGGGACGUGUUCGCUCUGGAGAUGGAGCUCAACCGUGAGAACAAGAAGAUGAUGAAGGAAAAGCGAUCGCGCAGUAAACUCCCUCGUGCCCUCCGUGGCCUGAUGGGAGAAGCGAACAUCCGGUACGCUCGUGGAGAGAAGGAUGACGCCAUCCUGAUGUGCAUGGAGAUUAUCCGCCAAGCUCCUCUGGCGUAUGAGCCAUUCUCCACUCUGGCGAUGAUCUAUGAGGAUCAAGGGGAUGCUCAAAAGGCGCUGCAGUUCGGCCUGAUCGCCGCGCACCUCAACCCGAGCGACUGCGACGAGUGGCUGAAGCUGGCUGACAUGUCGCUGGAGCAGGAGAACAUUAAGCAGGCCAUCAUAUGCUACAGCAAAGCGAUUAAAUAUGACCAGACUAACGUUCGAUACCUGUGGGAGCGCUCGAGUCUGUACGAGCAGUUGGGCGAGCACAAGCAGGCCAUGGACGGCUACCGGCGCAUCCUGACCCUGCUGCCCCCUACUGACGGAGAGCACUUCAUGCAGCUGUCACGUGACAUGGCUAAGAGCUACUACGAGAGCAGCGAUUUACCCUCAGCUAUCGGUGUAAUGGAAGAGGCUCUGUCAAGGCAUCCUGAACUCGUCACGCACGAGUGCGUUAACAUGGCAGCCGAGCUCUACAUAGCCAACCACCAGUACUGCAAAGCCUUAGAGGUCUUGCUUACAUUUUGCGGCAUCGUCCUGCAAAGAGAGGCGAACAAGGAAGAAACAGAGACUUGUGAGGAAGUGAAGGAAGAGAGCAUGGAUGUCUCUACGGAAGAAAAAGGUGAGACACGUUUCUAUGAUCUCGACAAACUCGCGUUAGGGUUUCUUGACGAGUUUCAUUAUCCGAACCUGCUCUUUUUACACUCCGUAGGAGACAUUUUGGAGGUGGUGGUGCCUGAUGAUGUUCCUAUAGAUAUCAGGGUGAAGCUCAUGGUGUGUCUGAUCCAUCAACAUGUCUUCAAGCCUUUGAAUCCAAUGGUGAUGUCGAUGAUGGAGCAGAGUCCAGAGGAGUUGGGUGAUCUGUAUCUGGACGUGGCUGAGGCCUUCAUGGACAAGGGCAAAUAUGUUUCUGCCUUGCCACUGCUCGGUGCACUCGUCUGCUCCGAGAGAUACAACCUCGCCGUAGUGUGGCUACGACAUGCAGAGUGUCUGAAGGCUCUUGGCCAUUUAGAGGUGGCUGCUAAGAGCUACAGUAAGGUGGUUGAGAUGGCGCCUCUGCAUCUGGAGGCACGUCUGGCUCUCUCCACCCUGCAGCAGCAGCUGGGUAGACCUGAAUCUGCUCUUGAGGCGCUGGAGCCCAUGUACGACCCUGACACUCUGGCUCAAGACUCCUCUGCAGCCCAGCAGGAGCUAAAGCUGUUGUUGCACCGAUCCACGCUUCUUAGAUCUCAAGGCAGAAUCGACGACUACAUAGACAGUGUGCUGACUAUGCUGUCCAUGCUGCUUAAGGUGGCGAUGGUAAGAGCUCAGGUGUGCCUAAUCGCCAACACCUCUUCGGGCACGAGGCACUUGCGCCUUAUCAGAGUGUCCAAGAACACGCUGUCUGAAAUCGAGGACCAGGAAGCGGCUUACUUAGACGUGACAGGAAAAACCAGCGUGCUGUCUCGGGACGACUGGUGGAAUCUCCUGCUGGGCUGCCUCAGUGUACUGUGCGAGGAGAAACGCUACACCGAGGCAGAACUCCUUGUUGACUCGUCGCUCGAGUUCUACUCUUUCUACGACGACCGCGUCAAACGCAAAGAGCUCGAGUAUCUGGGACUGAGCGCCGCCUUCCUGGACCGCAAUUUCCGAAAAGCGUACGAUUACAUUAGGUUGAUGCUGAUGUUCAGUGUAGACCAAGCUCAGCUGUGGAACAUCUUCAGCCAGGUGACUCUUUACUCACAGGACGGACGCCAUCACCGCUUCUGCCUGCGCCUCAUGCUGAAGAACCCAGAUAACCAUGCGCUAUGCCUGCUCAAUGGUCACACAUCACUCGUCUCCGGGACCUUUAAACACGCCUUGGGUCAGUAUAUGCAGGCGUUCAGGAAUCAGCCGUGUCACCCGUUGCACAGCCUGUGUGUAGGCCUCACCUUCUUUCACAUGGCCUCACAGAAGUUUGUCGCGAAGCGACACCCAUUGGUGCUACAGGGUUUCUCCUUCCUGUGGCGUUACGUGGAGUUCAGAGGUCAUUGUCAGGAGAGUUUAUAUAAUUUAGGUCGUGCUCUGCAUCAGCUCAGUCUGACCCAUUUGGCCAUCCACUACUAUCAGAAAGCCCUCAGCUUACCACCUGUCAAACUGGAGGGCAUUGAGGACGAUCAGGUGGACCUGCGCAGAGAAAUCGCCUUCAAUCUUUCACUUAUAUACCAAGCUAGUGGUAACAAGGAAAUGGCCCGCUAUUACAUACAAACAUAUUGUGUUGUGUGAGUAUGUGUGCGAGUGCACGUGAAAGGGCGAGGGUGUGCGAGUGCGUGAGAAACCUUUUGUAGUAAUGUUUGUAUAAUACUAUUUUCUACUUUAAUAAAGCUAUUUAUUUUUGUUGGUA
Molecule: messenger RNA, 3282 nt
Organism: Tachysurus fulvidraco (yellow catfish)
Lineage: Eukaryota; Metazoa; Chordata; Actinopteri; Siluriformes; Bagridae
Gene: gtf3c3
Product: general transcription factor IIIC, polypeptide 3
Exons: 17
Coding region: 300-3164 (954 amino acids)
Biological process (GO): transcription by RNA polymerase III
Cellular component (GO): transcription factor TFIIIC complex
Molecular function (GO): protein binding
Source: RefSeq, a predicted model, not a curated record